AUGACAGAAGACGUCACGAUACAUUUUCGAGUGCAAUUUGACGACAUACGAGAAUGGGAGCACAUGCAUGUCGUCGGAGACCAUCCGGCCUUAGGGGAUUGGAUGCCUCAGAAGUCUUUCGCUCUAAAGCCAGAAUCAGAAGACAGGUACUGAAAUCUGAUGUCGAAAAAGAAAUGAAGGUUUCCGAAUAUAGUGCGAAGUAUAUUUGACUAGGGAAAACACUGCGUAAUCAUUGAAAUGAGAUCUAAAAAUCAUCCGAAAGUUUCCAGAAAGAUCUGGGGCGGAUAUCUCAAAGUGGCUAAAAGCAUGUCUCACAUUAGUUUCCGGUACAUUUCCGUUUACUUUUUGGAUCCAGCUGAAACAUCAGAAUCAUCUUCUCCUGUUCUGAUCCUAUCAAGGUUUAGAAACCCGGAAGAAAGAGAAAAUUUUCUCUUUUUGCAGAUGGGAGACGUUUCUCGCUUCUAGACAUUGUAUCCUAGACGUAGAGCACACAAAUGGACAUGCUAGGAAGGAGAAAAUCGAUAUUUUCGGAGAAUACGGUACGAUAGAAGUUUCUUCAAAUGGCAAAAAGCUUUGGAAUAUGGUCAUUUGGGAACUGGAUUUGAAAAAAAGGUUGACAAAAAUGAACUUCUAGGUUUUUGAAAAUUUUCGCUUGCAAGAAACCAUUAUUAUACGAAAAAAAACCAAAGUAUUCAAAGUGUAGACCUUAUUUUCUCAGCCCAAAUAUCGCCUAAAUGACUGAAAAAUUUUCAGACCCAAAAAAUCAACACAAAAUUUCCAGUUCUCAGUAAACCGUUAGUUUAGGCGGAAAAGUCCAAAUAUCUGACGGCUGGAUUUUGAACGACAACGAACACGUGGUCUUUUUCCGGAUUCACGGAGAAGUAGCUCAUAUCUGAAAAUCUUUUCGAAACCCGAAUCUUCAGGCCUUGAAGCUAUUCAGUCCCCUGGACAGGAAGAAAACGCUCCGCGUCAAAGUUGUUCCUUUCGAUGUCAGAUUUCGAGAUGUAAGUACAAUUUUCGAAUAUAUUUUCUUCAAAUUGAAUAUUUUCAAUCUGAACAAACGGACAUUGCAGAUGUUUACCUAUAGCAAAAAUUCCUCAGAACGUCGGGCCAUUUGGCGGCACUCAUCAGUGUACGCCUCUGUUUCUGUGGGUACUAUGUUAGAUGUGUCGUGGCGCGUUCUAGUUUCUGGCUACCUCAAAAACGUUGCUUUUUUGUGUUCUGAUUGAUGUUGUGAAGUUUGAAGUUUGACGGAAUUGUGGAGACAACUGCAAUUAUCGCGUUAAUCGAUCAAAGUUGUUCUUUUGGUGGGACGAAGAACCCAAUAUGUAGAAAAAAAAACUGAUUUUCAAAUCAGAUCAGUAAAAAGACCGAAGAGCUUGAUUUUUGAGGAUAAACUGGCAAGAGAGUCACGAAUUCUAUUAUAACUAUAUCUGUAAAAAAAUUGAAUUCAAAAAAUAUUUUUUGAAUUUGAAGGCCCUUUGUGAAAUGGUUGAAAACAAAGAAUUUGAAAAAAAAAACUUUUUUUUGUAUAUGAAUCUGACUUCGUAACUGGCGCUUUUUGCUUUUUUUCUUUCCUUUGAAUUGAUUUUGACCUCAGUUUUCGUAUCGUUCUAAUAUACUUGAUACUAAAAAAAGUGAGAAAAAAAUAGAACAAAUUCCUAUUUUAAGUCUAUUUUGAUAGGAUAAACUCUAAAGCUUGCAGCUUGCUUUUAUCCUUUUUUUUAUGAUCAAAACCUUUGUGGCUUCUCAAUUUUUCGCUUUUCAAUCAAAAUUUUCAUAUUAAAAUUUUCAUAUUUACAGAAAGAUGUAGAUGAGAACGAUCCUGGAAGAACGCCAGAACUGCCAAGUUUUUCGAACACCGAUCUUUCGGUAAUUAUAGCUUAGGGAAAAUUCAUGUCAUUUCUUAAUUUUCAAGGUCUUAACCAGAGAAGAUCCGAUUUACGGCGACCAGUACUCGAAUGGCUCUGUUUUCCGGAACAAUGUGGACUACUUGGUGUUCCGAACGAGGACUGUUGCAUUAUCUGCUUUCGUAAUCAAUAUGAUCUCGAAUUAGCCUUAAUGGAUGAUUUAGGCUUUACGGAUUGAACUAUAUGAGGACAAAAAAAGAUACGCUCUUGCCUACACCUUGCCAACGACUUUUCCCGAAACUCAUGGCACAUCUACCGUAAUUCUCGUAGGGUUAAACCAAGCACCCGUCGGGCAGAUGGAUCGUGAGCAAAGCCUCUAUUCCCAGUCAUCGAGACUUUUUUUGUAGUUGAUUACAUGAUAGCGAAAAGGUGCCCUAAAGCCAAAUCCUUUACCGCGAUCGACACUAUGCAAAAGUCUUUUGGACGGUACUGGCGUAGGAGAAAUCGUAUAUUGGAAAUCGGACAUCGCGGCAUGGGCAGCUCCUAUACAAAGUGAGUUCGAGAAAAAGAUUUUGUUUCACUUUUGAUUUGUAGAGAGACGAGUGCGAGAGAGAAUACGAUUUUUUCAUUGAAUGAAGCGGCUCGUCGAGGUGCUGACUAUGUAGAGCUGGACGUACAAAUCACGAAGGUAUAGCUUACAAGUUUCAUGGUUCUCAAAAAAACUUUUAAAAAAAAUUGACAAAAAAAUCUCAUAAAAUGAAAAAUUUGAGACAGUUUUUUUCCAAAUAUUAAAAAAAUUUCGCUUCGUUUGAGACUUCUGUAACCUUUAUGUGAAAUGUUUUCAAAGAUUUAGGAUUUUUUCAGAAAAAAAAGAAAAUGAAAAAGAACCGGCAUUGAAAAGUUUUCAUCAUCCAUUUUCAAGGACUUGAAAACGGUCGUCUACCAUGAUUUCCACGUUUUGGUCCACGUCGCAGGCAGAGAAUCUCCAUCAGGCUCACCUACUAUUUCAAAAGAAUUGAACAUGGCGUUUCAUCAAAUCGCAAUCAAGGUUUCUAAACAGCUUCACUAGAAAAAAAAGAAUGGUUUUUCUUAGGAUCUGACAUUGGAGCAGCUAAACAUGCUUCAUUUGGAGCACAUUUCUCGAGCAGCUUGUGAAGAAAUCGAAAACGCUGGCUUACCCGUUACUCCAGCAAAAGAUGAAACAAACGAGCUGCAUGUCCCUUUUCCCUCGAUUGGCCAAGUCCUCAGAAAUGUUCACCCAGAUGUCGGUCUGAACAUUGAGAUUAAAUAUCCGAUGUUCAUGAAGGUAUUCUGGAGAGCUUUGUCAGUAUUUCAAGUGAAUUUCAGGACGGAAGCCAUGAGUGUGAAGGAUAUUUUGAGCAGAACAAGUUCGUGGAUAUCAUUCUUAACGAAGUCGCAGAGUUCGCAGGAGAGCGCAGAAUCGUUUUCUCUUGCUUCGAUCCAGACAUCUGCACUUUGUAAGCCUUUAUUUUUAGUUCUCAGAUGGAAGUGCGGAAGCUUCUGCUUUCGGUUCCUUGAAAGACGUUUGGAAGCUUUCCAGCAAGUGAUUGAACGCAUUCCAAAUAGCUUUCCAGCAUUCUAAACUUGAAAAAAUCUGCCGGAAACCUUCCAGAUGCUUUCCAGCAGGCUUCUGGAAGGCUUCUGGCAGGCAUUUUCCAAUUUCACCUUCCAAAUAUCUCUGCCUGACUUAGCAACAUGAGUUUUUCAGGAUCAACCAAAAGCAACACAAAUAUCCAGUCGUUUUCCUUGUUGUGGGGGCUACAAUGAGAUACACUCCUUUCAAAGUAAAAUCUUCCGAAAAUAAUAUUUGUUUAAAUGGGACUUUUCAGGAUGUUCGAUCUGACUGCAGUCGGAUCGCGGCCAACUUUGCUGCCGGUUCUCAGCUUCUCGGGGUCAACUUCCAUAGUGAAGAGCUUCUUAAUGUGAGAUAGAUGCUCUGUGAUUUGUAAAAAAAACAUUUAUUUCAAGGACCGUACACCGAUCAACAUUGCUGACCGUUAUAAAUUGGUGAAGUUUGUUUGGGGAGACGAUCUCAACGACAAGAAGAUCCAAAAAUAUUUUAAAGAAGAGAUGAACGUGGACGGAAUCAUCUUUGAUAGGUAUUUUUUGAGUCAAUAGUUUAGAUAAUUGAUAUUAACGCUUCAGAAUCGGCGAAGAAGAAAGCAAGCAGAAUAUUUUCAUCGUCGAAAAUCGGAACAAAAACUCACUUUUUGUCGCCAAACAUGGAAGAUCCCCAUCCCCGUCUCGUCGCUGCUUCUCCCUCGAUCAAGGACAAUGA
Molecule: messenger RNA, 4149 nt
Organism: Caenorhabditis auriculariae
Lineage: Eukaryota; Metazoa; Nematoda; Chromadorea; Rhabditida; Rhabditidae
Source: the annotation of a GenBank genome assembly